UAACUUUGUAGAAUUGUAUAUUGGAUACUGAAGAUAAAAGGUGUUGAAAGCUCUCUAUUUGACAGGCAUAUGCUUCCUUUAACCAGUCCAUGAAGUUUCACUACUUUAUAACCCUCUCCCUCUUCUUCCUUCUUCUUCCAUAGACUUAAACCCAUUACAUAAUCUAAAGAUCUCUUAAUUUUAGUAAUAUCUCAUGGACCAAAGCAAUGCUCUUCUUAGCUGGACUUACUUCUCUCAUGGAAAGACAACGGAAGAGCUAAGACAGACUCUUGUGUACACAACAAUGGAGCUAGAACAAACAAAGCUGGUGGCUCAAGAUGAACUAAGGAAGAGAGAUGAACAAUUGAUCCAUCUAGAAGAUGUAUUAACCAAAACCCUCAAAGAAAGAGACGAUGCUCUAGAGAAAUGUCAUCAUCUCCUCCUAAACAAUCUCUUACUUCAACAGAAACAGCAACAGAAUCAGAAACAAGAACUUAUCACUCCUCCUUUAUCAGGAGCUUCAAGCAUUAUUGAAGACGAGCAAGUACAGCCACAGCAGCCGCAGCUUAACUCAAACAAGAGCUUUUCGUCUUCAGACACCGAAGAAAGCAUCAUGUCACCAUCAGUGAUUGAUCCGGUGACAAUGAACCAACAGAUUGAAGUCUCAGGAGAUGAGUUGAUGGCUACAUUGUUGCCUGAAAAGCCACUGCCUGAAAAGGGAAAACUCUUACAAGCUGUUAUCAAGGCAGGUCCUUUGCUUCAAACACUCCUCUUAGCCGGUCCUCUGCCUCAAUGGCGCCACCCACCGCCUCCACUCGAGACCUCCGAGAUUCCUCCUGUCACCAUCCCACCACUUCAGUUUCUGAACAAUGGUUGUGGGAACUCCAACAAGAAAAGGGCAUUCUCAAUCUCAGAUGAAACUUAUUCAGAGACUAAGUAUCAGAAACUUCUUCUCCAUUAACCAAACAUUAAGCCGGCCCGAGCUGCUACUGAUCUUUGAUCCUUACUCAACAAAAUACUAAUAUAUAGUCUUUCCAAUAUACCAUAUACAAGAUCACUUUUUCAGUAUUAAUCUCACUUAGGGUACUAGUGAGAGUGAUCUUUUUAGUCAGUUUUCUGUAAAUAGAGCUUGAUUUAAAGUUGUGGAGAGUGAAUCUGAUCCAUUUAGGGUUUAGAUUUAGAGAGUGAUGGGAAUGAAACUCCCCCUGGUUUAACUCAUACUCAAACAUGAGUUUUUUUACCAAGUGAGAGAGUUUUACUAUUUACUUUUCUUUUGUUUUUGCUUAUUGGUUUCUUGUUUUUGUUUUCUAAACCCAAUGUCACAUUCAUGUUUUGGCUCCAUGAAUGUAAAACUGUUGGAGUGUUUUGUC
Arabidopsis lyrata subsp. lyrata is the source of this 1349-nucleotide messenger RNA. RefSeq lists its product as uncharacterized. Bases 194 to 940 code for a protein of 248 amino acids. The transcript is spliced from 2 exons. NCBI's taxonomy places the organism in Eukaryota, Viridiplantae, Streptophyta, Magnoliopsida, Brassicales, Brassicaceae. The record is from RefSeq and is a predicted model, not a curated record.